Messenger RNA from Fusarium graminearum PH-1, 3796 nucleotides. Its product is annotated as U2 snRNP component prp10. Gene Ontology annotation, molecular function: mRNA binding. Gene Ontology annotation, cellular component: catalytic step 2 spliceosome; U2-type prespliceosome; U2 snRNP. Gene Ontology annotation, biological process: spliceosomal complex assembly. The record is from RefSeq and is a predicted model, not a curated record. The transcript has a single exon. Bases 1 to 3654 code for a protein of 1217 amino acids. Lineage: Eukaryota; Fungi; Ascomycota; Sordariomycetes; Hypocreales; Nectriaceae.
AUGUCUGACGCGGAUUUCGAGACUAUCAAGAAGCUCCAGCAGGAGCGAAAUGCUGCCGCUACGGGCAACAAGGGUUCGCGAACCUUUGAUGUCGCCAACCAGCGAGCCGACGAUACAAAGCAGAAGCUGACCGACAGCGCUGACAGUUCCUUAUACGAUAAAGAUGGACCUAAUAAGUUUGCUGGAUAUAACACGUCUCUGCCGAUGAUGGGCGAAGAUGACGACGAGAUGGGUGAUGGCGACAAUACGCGACGGUUAACCGGCCAGUACACGGCGUCGCGAGAAAUGAUCGAUGAAUUCGCCCGGGGAAGUGGUGUCGAAGAAGAUGACAUCCUUGCCGGAAAGGGGGAGAAGAGUGGCCGAAUCGUCGAUCGCGAAACAGAUUACCAGAAGCGCCGCUUCAACCGCGCCCUUACUCCCACGCGCGCCGACCCAUUUGCUGAGAACCGCCAGGCUGGUGAUUCUGAGAACGGCACAAGCUAUCGCGAGAUUAUGGAGGCUCGCGAACUUGAAAGGGAGGAGCAGCGCGUACUACAAGCCAUAAAAGCGAAACAGGAGGGCAAGUCUGACGAUGAUGGCGACGCUAAGCCUAUGCUCACCGAUGGGGAUAAAGACAACACCGAAGCCGAAACUACAGAUGGUGCUACUACUCGAAAGCGAAAGAAGAGAUGGGACGUCUCAUCGACACCUGCUGAGGAUGACAAGGCUGAGGCAGCUGAUGCGGUCAAGCCCAAGCGUUCGCGAUGGGAUCAAGCACCCGCCCUUUCUGCCCCAGGCGCCGAAGGUGCAAAGAAACGUUCGCGAUGGGACCAGGCUCCUUCUGCGACACCCAUGGGUAACGCAGGACUGGCUACUCCCGCCCACCCGUCGUCUUCUUCCGCUAUUCCAACAACCUUUGGUACCGACAUAUCUGGCCGAAACAUGCCUCUAAGCGACGAAGAGCUCGAUAUUCUCCUGCCUGGUGAGAGCGAUGGUUACAAGAUUCUCGAUCCACCUCCUGGAUACGAGCCAGUCCGGGCUCCCGCACACAAGCUUAUGGCCACCCCUGCCCCUCAAACAGGCUUCAUGAUGCAGGAUCCCGAGCAAGUGCGCCUCUCUGGGAAACCCAUGCCUGCUGAAAUCCCCGGAGUUGGUGAUCUGCAGUUUUUCAAGGCCGAGGAUAUGGCCUAUUUCGGAAAGCUUACUGAUGGUUCCGACGAGAAUGCUCUGACUGUUGAGGAGCUCAAGGAGAGGAAGAUCAUGAGACUGCUCUUGAAGAUCAAGAAUGGUACUCCCCCCAUGAGAAAGACUGCCCUUCGACAGAUCACCGACAAUGCUAGGCAAUUCGGAGCCGGCCCUCUUUUCGAUCAGAUCCUGCCACUACUCAUGGAGAAGACACUAGAGGACCAAGAGCGUCAUUUGCUUGUCAAGGUUAUUGACCGUAUUCUGUACAAGCUUGAUGACCUUGUGCGCCCCUAUGUCCACAAGAUUCUAGUCGUUAUCGAACCACUACUCAUUGAUCAAGACUAUUACGCAAGAGUGGAGGGUCGUGAGAUCAUCUCAAACCUGAGCAAGGCUGCUGGUCUUGCUACAAUGAUCAGCACAAUGCGACCUGAUAUUGAUCACGUUGACGAGUAUGUCCGAAACACAACAGCACGAGCCUUUGCCGUCGUCGCAUCUGCAUUGGGUAUUCCUGCUUUGUUACCCUUCCUCAGAGCUGUGUGCCGAAGCAAAAAGUCAUGGCAAGCUCGGCAUACAGGUGUCAAGAUUGUCCAACAAAUUCCUAUUCUCAUGGGCUGUGCUGUACUCCCCCACCUCAAGGGACUCGUUGACUGUAUUGGACCUAACCUCAACGACGAACAGACAAAGGUCAGAACAGUUACCAGUUUGGCCAUUGCUGCCCUAGCCGAAGCCUCCAACCCCUACGGUAUCGAGAGUUUCGACGACAUCCUGAACCCCCUAUGGACCGGUGCCCGCAAACAACGAGGCAAGGGUCUCGCAGGAUUCCUCAAGGCUGUCGGGUAUAUCAUCCCUCUGAUGGACGAAGAAUAUGCCAAUUACUACACCAGUCAGAUUAUGGAGAUUCUUCUUCGUGAGUUCUCUUCCCCGGAUGAGGAAAUGAAGAAGGUUGUUCUCAAAGUGGUAUCUCAGUGCGCUGGCACGGAUGGUGUGACUGCAGGAUAUCUCAAGGAACAUGUCUUGGACGAAUUCUUCAAGAGCUUCUGGGUACGAAGAAUGGCAUUGGACAAGCGCAACUACCGACAAGUGGUUGAGACGACAGUCGAUAUUGGCCAAAAGGUCGGAGUCAGUGAGAUUGUGGACAGAAUCGUCAACAAUCUCAAGGACGAGAGCGAAGCUUACCGAAAGAUGACAGUCGAGACGGUCGAGAAGAUUGUUGCCAGCCUGGGCGCGGCUGAUAUCGGCGAGCGUUUAGAAGAGCGACUCGUUGACGGUAUCCUCCAUGCGUUCCAGGAGCAGAGCGUCGAGGACAUUAUUAUGCUGAACGGGUUUGGCUCUGUUGUCAACGCAUUGGGAACCCGCUGCAAACCCUACAUCCCCCAAAUUGUCAGUACCAUCCUGUGGCGACUCAACAACAAGUCGGCUACAGUUCGACAGCAGGCGGCGGAUCUUAUCUCUCGAAUUGCUAUGGUUAUGAAGCAAUGUGGAGAAGAUGCCCUCAUGGGAAAGCUAGGUGUUGUGCUCUACGAAUACCUCGGCGAGGAGUACCCUGAGGUUCUCGGAUCUAUCCUGGGCGCUCUACGAUCCAUCGUCACUGUCGUUGGUAUUGCGCAGAUGCAACCGCCUAUCAAGGAGCUUCUCCCACGACUCACUCCGAUCUUGCGAAACCGUCACGAAAAGGUCCAGGAAAAUACCAUUGACCUGGUCGGCCGUAUCGCAGAUCGCGGGCCUGAGAGUGUCAAUGCCCGAGAAUGGAUGCGAAUCUGCUUCGAGCUGCUUGACAUGCUAAAGGCUCACAAGAAGGGUAUUCGACGAGCUGCCAAUAACACAUUCGGUUUCAUCGCCAAGGCCAUUGGCCCUCAAGAUGUGCUUGCAACCUUGCUGAACAAUCUUCGGGUACAGGAGCGUCAGUCUCGUGUCAACACUGCUGUUGCCAUUGGUAUUGUCGCCGAAACUUGUGCUCCUUUCACUGUCUUGCCAGCUCUGAUGAACGAGUACCGAGUCCCUGAGCUCAACGUGCAAAACGGUGUGCUCAAGUCACUCUCGUUCCUCUUCGAGUACAUCGGUGAGAUGGCAAAGGACUACGUUUAUGCAGUAACUCCCCUAUUGGAAGACGCUCUUAUCGACCGUGACCAAGUCCAUCGUCAAACAGCAGCCUCCGUCGUCAAGCAUAUUGCUCUUGGCGUCGUUGGCUUGGGCUGCGAAGAUGCCAUGGUGCAUCUGCUCAACCUCCUCUACCCCAACCUUUUUGAAACCAGUCCACACGUUAUCGACCGUAUCGUCGAGGCUAUCGAGGCUAUUCGAAUGGCGGUUGGACCGGGCUUGGUGCUCAACUACGUCUGGGCGGGUCUAUUCCAUCCGGCACGAAAGGUCAGAACUCCAUACUGGCGUCUGUACAACGACGCGUAUGUUCAGGGGGCAGACGCCAUGGUGCCAUACUACCCCAACCUGGAUGAAGACAAGAUGGACCGACCAGAGCUUGCAAUCGUGUUGUAAGACCUUGUACAUACACGAAAGGAAGAGAGUAUAGUUUCAGGACGUGGUUAUAGUGGUGAUGGCAGGGUUUAUUCCAAGGACGUUUUCUUUUCUAGUAUUAUGGAUAUGGGGAGGCUUGUAAUGUGGAAUGCUGUACGUUGAA